AUGGAGAACAUCACCACAGUGAAUGAGUUUCUUUUGCUGGAACUGACCUCUAUUCAGGAGCUGCAGCCUAUAGUCUUUGUGACCUUCCUCAUUCUAUACAUGAUAGACUUGUUUGGAAAUGUGUCCAUAUUAGUGAUUGUCAUCUCAGAACCAAGACUCCACUCCCCUAUGUACUUUUUCCUGGGAAAUCUUUCUUUUCUGGAUAUAUGCUAUUCUUCAGUGACACUGCCUAAACUAAUGUCAAACCUCCUCUCCACUCACAAAACCAUAUCUUUCAUAGGCUGCAUCACUCAGCUACACUUUUUCCACUUUCUGGGGGGCACUGAGGCCCUCUUGCUGACCAUUAUGGGCUUUGACCGAUUUGUGGCCAUCUGCUACCCACUUCGUUACACUAUUAUCAUGAACCCUCAGAUGCGUAUUCUCUUGGCAGCUGUGGCCUGGCUCAUCAGCUUCUUUUAUGCUCUGAUGCAUUCUGUCAUGACUGCAUGCCUGAACUUUUGCCACUCUCAAAAACUCCGCUACUUCUUCUGUGAUGUGAAGCCCCUUUUAGAAUUGGCUUGUGGGGACAUACGACUCAAUCAGUGGCUCAUUUUCAUUGUCACUUGCAGCUUAGCAAUGGCAUCAUGCUUCUUCACCCUCCUCUCCUACUUCUAUAUUAUUGGCUUUCUUCUGUUCAAGAGCCGGACCUGCAGUGUGCUCCACAAAGCCCUGUCCACUUGUGCCUCUCAUUUCAUGGUGGUAUCUCUCUUUUAUGGAACUGUGGCACUCACCUACAUUACCCCUACCUCUGCCACCUCUGUAAUACAGGAACGGUUUGUGGCUGUCAUACACACCACUGUCCCUCCAGUGCUGAAUCCACUGAUAUACACCCUUAGGAAUAAGGAAGUGAUGUCAGCUCUGAGGAGAGUCUUUGGGAGGAAAUUUAAGCUGUUUGUCUGA
Messenger RNA from Equus quagga, 939 nucleotides. Its product is annotated as olfactory receptor 12D3-like. Lineage: Eukaryota; Metazoa; Chordata; Mammalia; Perissodactyla; Equidae. The transcript has a single exon. Gene Ontology annotation, biological process: G protein-coupled receptor signaling pathway. The coding region runs from base 1 to 939 and encodes 312 amino acids. Gene Ontology annotation, cellular component: membrane. Gene Ontology annotation, molecular function: G protein-coupled receptor activity; olfactory receptor activity. The record is from RefSeq and is a predicted model, not a curated record.